AAUGGAUCUUCUGUGAACAAACAGAAACUGUUGGAUAUUAUUCAAGGCUUUUCGAAAAAAUUAAAAGAAAUCGAAGAUAAAGAUAACAAAACUAAACUUCGCAGGAUAAAGAAUGGUGAACGAGUAUUUAAAUUUUCUAAUGAGAUUAAGCGAGCUUUUCGUCUAGAUAUUACUAAAGCGCUUAACGAACAUUUCAAAACACAUAAACAAUAUAAACAGUGGUUGAAUAAUGUGAAUAAUGCUUUAAAAUUUGCAAGAAAAUUUCAAAAAGUAUCUAUAGGUACUACAUUAUACGGUGAAGCAUCAUAUGAAUUGUCUAAAGCUUUAAUAUUAUCAUCAAAUAAUCUCUCAAUGCAAGAGAAUGAAUUUGAAGAAAUCAAUGAGAUAAACACUAUGGAAUUAGAUAACAAUACUAAUAUCGAAGCAAAGAAUUUGCUUAUUGAUGCAUUUUAUAAGGGUUUAUAUGUGAAUACGAUUGUUUGGUUAAAGAAAGUAUUUGAUGUAGAUAUCAAAUCAGAGUUUGAAAGAAAAUGGAGUAAUCAAACAAUCAAACCAAAUGAAUAUUUUAUAUAUGCUGGAAUAUUAAUAUUAUUAGAAUCUAACUUUUACGAAGACAAAACACAAAAAGUAAUGGAUAUACUUUAUCAUGUAUUGCAAAACAAAGGAUAUUUUAAAGAAUUAUAUGAAAGGUGUUUUUCAACUACACCGACUUCUUUACCAAGGUUGAAUACAAAAACCUUGAAAUAUCUCAAAAAGAAUCAUGAUGAUAAAAUGAAUAUUAUUAAUGAUGGAACUUCAAGAUCGUUAAACGAAAUAUUAAAACAAAUUGAAGGAUAUGAUACAAUUAAUAGUCAUGAAUUAUAA
Molecule: messenger RNA, 864 nt
Organism: Racocetra persica
Lineage: Eukaryota; Fungi; Glomeromycota; Glomeromycetes; Diversisporales; Gigasporaceae
Source: the annotation of a GenBank genome assembly